Colossoma macropomum (tambaqui) is the source of this 1595-nucleotide messenger RNA. RefSeq names its product gamma-aminobutyric acid receptor subunit alpha-3-like. Gene Ontology annotation, cellular component: synapse; postsynapse; dendrite membrane. Lineage: Eukaryota; Metazoa; Chordata; Actinopteri; Characiformes; Serrasalmidae. The transcript is spliced from 10 exons. Gene Ontology annotation, biological process: gamma-aminobutyric acid signaling pathway; regulation of postsynaptic membrane potential; monoatomic ion transmembrane transport. Gene Ontology annotation, molecular function: inhibitory extracellular ligand-gated monoatomic ion channel activity; transmitter-gated monoatomic ion channel activity involved in regulation of postsynaptic membrane potential; GABA-gated chloride ion channel activity. The record is from RefSeq and is a predicted model, not a curated record. The coding region runs from base 168 to 1595 and encodes 475 amino acids.
UUUAGCAAAACACUUCCAAAACCCCCUCUGACUGGACGUAAAGAAGAUUCGUCCGGGGAAAAACGUGGAGGUGAAAGAAAGAAGUCUCCGAACGACGAGAGGAAAGUCUGAAGGAAACAGGGAGCAGCGGUCUGCUUGUGGUAAAGGCUUUCUGGGCUCGGAGUGAUAUGGCUGGCACUCCCAACAAGCUCGCUGCUCUUGUCCCCUGCGUGUGGAUACUCGCGAUGCUCCUUGACCCCAGCACUCAAAACGGGGCCGUCGCUGGACACCGAGAGCCUCUUCCUGAUGACAGCAAAGACAACAUUACCAUUUUCACCCGGAUUCUGGACCGCUUGCUGGAUGGCUAUGACAACAGGCUGCGCCCCGGCCUCGGAGAGAGUGUGACUGAAGUUCGAACUAACAUCUACGUGACCAGUUUUGGACCAGUUUCAGACACAGACAUGGAGUACACGAUUGAUGUAUUCUUCCGGCAGAGCUGGCGGGACGAGAGGCUGAAGUUUGAUGGGCCCAUGCAAGUUCUUCCACUCAACAACCUGCUGGCCAGCAAGAUCUGGACUCCAGAUACGUUCUUCCACAAUGGAAAGAAGUCCGUGGCACACAACAUGACCACUCCUAAUAAACUUCUGCGACUGGUGGAUAAUGGGACCCUGCUGUACACUAUGAGAUUAACCAUUCACGCUGAGUGCCCCAUGCAUCUGGAAGAUUUUCCCAUGGACGCCCAUGCCUGCCCACUCAAGUUCGGAAGCUAUGCCUACACAAACAACGAGGUAGUCUACAUCUGGACGGCGGACGAUGAAAAGUCAGUGUCUGUGGCUCCAGACGGCUCUCGCCUCAACCAGUAUGACUUACUGGGUCACGUCAUAGGCAAGGAAACCAUCAAGUCCAGCACAGGAGAAUAUGUAGUGAUGACAACAUAUUUCCAUCUAAAGAGGAAAAUUGGCUAUUUUGUGAUCCAGACGUAUUUGCCCUGCAUCAUGACGGUAAUCCUCUCCCAGGUGUCCUUUUGGCUCAACCGUGAGUCUGUGCCAGCGCGCACCGUUUUUGGCGUCACCACUGUUCUGACUAUGACCACGCUAAGUAUCAGUGCCAGGAAUUCCCUACCCAAGGUGGCCUACGCUACAGCCAUGGACUGGUUCAUGGCAGUGUGCUAUGCCUUUGUAUUCUCAGCACUCAUUGAGUUUGCUACGGUCAACUACUUCACCAAGCGCAGCUGGGCCUGGGAUGGCCAGAAGGAGGGACAGGAUAUGCGGACACGUGAUUCAACCGCCUUCUCCAAAAAGGCCAACAACACUUUCAACAUUGUGGGAACUACGUACCCGAUGAGCGUGGGAAAAGACCCCGGGCUGACGACCAUCGCCAAGAGUGCCACCACCCAAACUCCUGCUCAGCCCCAGCCGGUGCGAGAAGUGCGCCUUUCCAGGAUGGAUGGCGAGUACAUCGUGGAAGGAGCAAAGAAGUCAUACAAUCGUGUCAGCAAAGUGGACAAGAUCUCACGCAUCAUCUUCCCAGUGCUCUUCUUCAUCUUCAACCUGGCCUACUGGGCCACUUACGUCAACAGGAAGCCAUCCAUUACAAGGUCCAACGGCCAGAAAUGA